AGAUGGGUGGUCACAUUUUAUCCCCCUAGUCUUAGGCUGCAACCUCAGUCCUCUGCUGUUCAUGUGAUUGCUGAGCUGUGCUACUUGGAAUGGAGAACCUAACUAUGGGCGCUUCCCUCAAACAGCCAAUUGUGUUUGAACUAGUGGGUUUUGAUGUUCCACCAGGACAAGGUCCACUCUUGUUCUUCUUGGCCCUGUGUGCCUACAUGGUGGUGCUACUGGGGAACGGUGUGGUGAUCUGUGUUAUUGUGAUGGACAGGAAUCUGCACAGACCCAUGUUUGUAAUGAUCUGUCACCUGGUGGUCUGUGACCUGCUGGGGGCCACAGCGGUGCUUCCUCGCCUCAUGAUGCACUUCUUAACGGGGCAGAAGAACAUCUCCUACCUCCCAGCUAUUGCUCAGGGCUUCUGUGUGCACACAUAUGGUGUUGCAAUGCAGACUAUUCUGGGAGUGAUGGCCUAUGACAGGUACAUUGCGGUGUGUGAACCUCUCAGGUAUCACUCCAUCAUGACUUCAGCCCGGCUGCACAGCUGCUGCGCUCUGGCCUGGAUGGUGGCCCUGCUGCUCAUCGCUGUGCUCUUCUCCUUCCACAUGAACGUCCCGUUGUGUGGCCGAAUUAUUCAACAUGUCUACUGCAGCAACCGGAGCAUACUCAACCUGGCUUGCGUUCCUACUCCCAUCAGUAACAUCUAUGGUCUGUCCAUGUCCUGGUCUGUGAGUACGGGGGUGUUUGUCAUCAUUGCCUUUUCCUACAUCAGAAUCCUGAGUGCUUCUUUUAAAAAGCGUCAAACCGACAGCAGUGUUCAUAAGAAGGCCUUUCAGACAUGUGCUCCCCAUCUUGUUGUGUAUGUGCUCUAUCAAAUAGCUUCAGUUAUAAUCAUUGUGAGUCUCAGAUUUCCUUCUGUCUCCCAAAACAUAAGGAAUUUCUUUAGUAUCCUGUUCAUCAUAAUUCCACCAGCGCUCAACCCCAUCAUCUACGGACUGGUCAGUAAAGACUUACGAGCCAGCAUCUUGAAUCUUUUCUCCAUACAAGUGAUGAGAGUGUGUCAUAAACAGUGAAUAAGUCACAGAUGUUUCCAAAAAGAAACAAUCCAGCAAACAAACCCUGAACAACAUGUUGGAUGUUGUUGUU
Messenger RNA from Fundulus heteroclitus (mummichog), 1131 nucleotides. RefSeq names its product olfactory receptor 2K2-like. Gene Ontology annotation, molecular function: G protein-coupled receptor activity; olfactory receptor activity. The transcript is spliced from 4 exons. Gene Ontology annotation, cellular component: membrane. The record is from RefSeq and is a predicted model, not a curated record. Lineage: Eukaryota; Metazoa; Chordata; Actinopteri; Cyprinodontiformes; Fundulidae. Gene Ontology annotation, biological process: G protein-coupled receptor signaling pathway. Bases 90 to 1058 code for a protein of 322 amino acids.